Molecule: messenger RNA, 7191 nt
Organism: Manacus vitellinus (golden-collared manakin)
Lineage: Eukaryota; Metazoa; Chordata; Aves; Passeriformes; Pipridae
Gene: TMCC3
Product: transmembrane and coiled-coil domain family 3
Exons: 4
Coding region: 22-1437 (471 amino acids)
Cellular component (GO): endomembrane system
Source: RefSeq, a predicted model, not a curated record
CGCGCGAGGGGCACGGGCACCAUGCCGGGCAGCGACACGGCGCUGGCCGUGGACAGGACCUACUCGGACCCGGAGCGGCACCGGCGCCGCAAGACGAGGGUGGAAAGACAUGACAUGAAUACCCUGAGUUUACCGCUUAACAUUCGCCGUGGAGGUUCUGAUACCAACCUGAACUUUGAUGUACCAGAUGGUGUCCUAGAGUUUCACAAAGUCAAACUCAGUGCAGAUAGCUUGAAACAGAAAAUUCUCAAGGUUACAGAGCAAAUCAAGGUUGAACAAACAGCUCGAGAUGGAAACGUGGCUGAGUAUUUGAAACUGGUAAACAGUGCAGACAAGCAACAGGCCGGGCGCAUUAAACAGGUCUUUGAGAAAAAGAAUCAGAAAUCUGCCCACUCCAUUGCCCAGCUGCAGAAGAAAUUGGAACAGUAUCACAAAAAGCUCAAGGAUAUUGAACAAAAUGGAUCUUCCAAAGCUACCAAGGAUACUUCCAAAGAUAACUUGAAAGAUAUUCAACAUGGAAAGUCUCGUACCACUGGGCAUGGAACAGAGAGCAGCAAGUCGGGUGUGCCAGGUGUAUCUUUGACACCACCUGUCUUUGUUUUCAGCAAGUCUAGAGAGUUUGCCAACCUGAUCCGAAACAAAUUUGGGAGUGCAGACAACAUUGCUCAUCUCAAAAAUACCCUGGAUGAAUUUCGGCCAGAAACGAGUUCCAGAACAUAUGGGGGCAGUGCCACCAUUGUUGCCAAACCAAAAUAUGUUAGUGAUGAUGAAUGCUCAAGUGGGACCUCUGGAUCAGCAGAUAGUAAUGGAAAUGCUUCUUUUAGUCCUGCUGUGGCAAGUACCCUGGACAGCCAAGGAAAGCUUUCCAUGAUUUUGGAGGAACUAAGGGAAAUCAAGGAGACUCAGUCCCAAUUAGCUGAUGAUAUUGAGAAUUUAAAAACACAAUUUAAAAGAGACUAUGGCUUUAUUUCUCAGAUGUUACAAGAGGAAAGAUUUAGAUACGAAAGAUUGGAGGACCAGUUAAAUGACCUCACUGAUCUUCAUCAACAUGAGACAGCAAACUUGAAACAAGAGCUAGCCAGCAUAGAGGAGAAAGUGGCGUAUCAGGCAUAUGAGCGAUCACGAGAUGUUCAGGAAGCCUUGGAAUCAUGCCAGACCCGGGUGUCCAAACUGGAGCUCCAUCAGCAGGAACAGCAAGCACAGCAGUCUGAAACAGUUAAUGCCAAAGUGCUCCUGGGGAAAUGUAUAAAUGUUAUCCUGGCCUUCAUGACUGUCAUCUUAGUGUGUGUUUCUACUAUUGCAAAGUUCAUUGCUCCUAUGAUGAAGAGCCGCUUUCAUAUCAUCUGCACUUUUUUCGCAGUGACGCUGCUGGCAAUAUUUUGUAAAAACUGGGAUCAUAUAAUUUGUGCCAUAGAAAGGAUGAUUAUACCAAGAUGAAGCCGUUGGACUUUUUUUUUUCUUUUUUCUUUUUUUUUUUUUUUUCAUUUUCUUCCCCUCCCUGUUUUUUAAGCACUGUGUGUAUACAAAUUCUGGUGUAAAUGCAUAAAAGCAUAUUCGUUGGCAGUCAGUUGUUCAAUCUGAUUUUGUCUAACUGGCUAUGUCUGUGAUGAACUGCUCACUUAAGUCAGUCUUCUGCCUUAAUACAAAAUGUUGUCCACUUUACAAACCCACACCCACAAAAGAUGGUAUGAUGGUCUGGGAGGAAUCCCAGCAACUGCAAGUGUCAGCUGUGCUUUUUACUAGGCUGGAGUGCAAAGAGUGUGACAGGAGGGAGUCCCAUAAUGUGUAUCGGCCCUGUUAGACUCAUAAAUUAAUUUCUCUCUGAAUCCAACUGGAGUAACAAGCCAAAUUGUGCUGUCAUAUGUAUUACUAGUUCUUGAUUCUAAAUUAAUGAGUAUCUGUAUAUGGAGUUUCUAGUUUUCAGGACCAAUGAAACUCGAUGCUUCUGCUAGUAACUUUUUGCACAGAGUUUAUUGUUUGUAAAUUAGACCAAUGAUGACUAUUGACCACAGUUAGCAGUUGUUCAUUCUGGCACUGUUCCUUAUCACAUUUGGGAAACACAUACAUGUGGCAUAAGACUUCCAAAGAUGGACUGAAUGGAAUGAUAAGAUCUCCAGACCACUUUGUAAAGGAGUAAAGAAGCAAGUAGCUGGUAGUUGUUAUCCAGACCAGUGCACUUGCUUCAACCCUUGUAACCUGCAGGGGGAAAGAAGUACACAGAAAGGCAUCACUGAGGUUAGCCUUUGUUAGCACUGAAUUGCUGGGGUGUUCUGACUUGAUGCAAAGCAUAUAGGUGACUCUGGGUACAGUGGAUUUCUUUCUUGUGUCAGAUUAAAGAAUGUGGCAGAAACCUGAAUGAAACGCUUCUUAGGGGAGCAGGGAGUUAAACUUCUGUAAAUAUACAAACUGCAGACUCUCUUGACAAACAUUCCUGAAAAUAAUGUAUUAACAUGCAGUACUACUACUAGGAGACAGGGUUGGGUUUGUUUUCUCACUGGAAUUUAUUUUGCUUGAUUUAAGAACUGCAAAAAAAUUUCCCUGAAAUCUGCUUGGCUUUCAGCCACGAUGUAAAACAAGAUCUUUAUUAAAAACAAACAAACAAAAACCACCACAAAACAAACCACCACAACGACAAUUCUUCUCCACUCUCCAUUAAAUGAAAAGAUAGUGUCUCCAGUUAUUUGAUGUUCAGUGUUACUACCUGUGAAAAUAAUUGUCAUGACAGAUUUUCUUUUCAGUUGCAGUAUUUUCUAUGCUGGUAUUACAGGAGGGAGGGAGAGGCUUGGUGUGUGUAUUUGUUUUUAAUCAAGUGCAAUAUUUGCUGUAGAAGUUGUGAGGACCUUAUUCUGAGGAAAGGGAGUGGGGGAGGGAGAGGCAGGGGAAGAACUUUGACAUUUUACCAUGAUUGGAUUAACAGUGAAUAGUUACUUUUUGUGGUUUCAGGAACUGAAGAAAGGACAGAAUUAACUUCAUAAAUAAUAAUAUGACUCAGCAAUUAGAAAAUUCAAUUAAAACACUUAAAAAAUUUUUAAAGAAUUCUUUAUAUGUACUACAUCUUCGAACAGAGAAUUCAGGAAGGACUGUGCUGGUUUGCAGGCGCCGGAACUGGAUCAGGUCAGGCACACCCAUGUUAUCCUAACCCAGCCCCACCUCGUCUCAGAGCAUGGUGGAGUGGAAGCAAAAGUCCUGCUGAGAGAAAUAUGACUUUUAAGAGCCCAGACUUGCCGAUUGGUUUAUCCCUGACUGUGUCAGGAAAAAUGAUUAUAUAGAUACAUUAUUCUUUUCAUUUUUUUUUCUCUUUACUCCUGUAUUCCUGGUAUCCCCUGAAGAAGGAAAGAUGUAUUGUGCUAUGCAGAAAACUUUUCUGCCUUCCUUGCUACAUGUGCUCCUGCUGCUGUUCAGUUCAGGGAGACCUUCCCAUGUCUCUUAACCCAUUUUGUCACUGUAUUGCGUGCAUUGCAACAGGCAUUCACCCCCACCUUCCAAGCAGCUGUACUUGGCCUCCUUUUACAGCCAGCAGAUAGACUGAGGGCACUGCUUCCACUGAGGCAACUCAUAAACUUAUCUUCCCAGGAAAGUCCCUUCCACAAUGUUAGAAAAAUUAAAAAAGCAGCAGCUUUUGCCUGACUUUUACAUCACAAUAAAGGUUUUCCUUGGUGGGUUUUUGUUUCCUUUUGAUGUUUUCUCAGAUCCUCUUGGUUUUUUCCAUGGCUUUCUUACAUUGUGGUCCUAUCUUCAUUUUGAAAAGGCAUAUAAUGAUAUAAUGGGUUUUUUUCCUUUUUUUUCCCCAUUUCUUUAGCUAAUGAAUGUAGUUUUAUUCAGAGCCCUUUCCUUUCUGAAGUCUUUUCCUAAACUCCACCACCCAUUUUACUAAUCAGCCCUAUGACUCUCCCACUCCCUCAUUUCCCUAGUCACAUGAUUAUACAUCCAUUACCAAAACCAAACAAAAAGAAUCCUAGUUCUGAUCCUAAGAAUGCUGUGAUGCUUCAUGGUGUUUUCUUGCCAUCUUUAUUAUAAUCUUCAUUCUUAUAUUCAGCUUGCAAAGCUACCUUCUGUUUUGGUCUCUUGAGAAAACAGUUUGUUUAGCGUUUUGUUAAAUGAGUUCAGAAGGUUAGAUGUGCAAGAAAGGAAUGCCACCUGUUAAUAAUGUGUAUGUAAGAAAAUCUCCUUUGCCUGUUGCAUGAUUAUAUGUUUAAAGAGAUAAUCCUCCCAGUGCUAGUUUAUGUAGUUAAGUGUUACAUCAGGUAGUCUCAAGGUCAGGUGUAUUUUUCUUGUAACAAGGGAAGCUGGUAUUGUACAACCUGGGACCAUGAAGGCCUCUGCUCCAAGGGCAUCCUAUUGCAAUUCUGGAAGACAGCCUCAGUGCAAAAUGAGGGUAGAAUGUAAAAUCAAUGGCUCUACAAAAGAUUGGUCACUAUCUUGAUAGAAUCUGUGUUCAAAUUGGAAACAGGAAGAUCUUGCAUUUCCAUAUUAACUUUACAUCUGGCAGAGGACACAGAAAAAGAUAAAAAAACUGCAUAAUAUUAGUUAUGCAAAUUAAAACAACUCUAACUGGUGAAUGGGCACAUCAAUUCUCUAUUUUCUCUGCUGGAUUUAAAUCACUGGAGGAUGUGGCACACAUCAAGUAAAUAAUAAAAUAGUGAAGGGCAAAAGCUUGCUUUUGAGUGAAACUGCUAUAGUUUUGCACAGAGUAAGGCUGCAGUGCCAGGAACCCUGCCAAGUGGAAGCCACCCAAGGGGAGAGGAGUCUCCCCUUCUGCCAUCACCCCUCCAUUUCCUACCUUGUGCUAACACUGGUGUGUGGUGAAGUCUUCCAUAUGCCAUGUUAGUUCACUAGACUGGAAGAAAACCUUGGCGUAAGAGAUGUAUGGUUCUGCACAUCUAGAUAUUAAAGGGCUGGUAGAAAGAUCUCAUGAGUAUGAAGCAAGGACAAAAAGGGAGAUGAGGCUUUUUCUUUCUUGCUGCAGUGAAUCAUUAGCUGCCCAUAAAACCGGGCAGCUUCAGUGUAGAAAAGUUCUUCCUAGCAUUUUCCUACAGGGAACAGAUACAAACACUACCAGGAUGUGGUGGGACAGGCUAGCAAGCUGUUAGAUCAAGAGCAGGAUCAAGAGCAGACUGGUGCCUGUGCCAUUAUCUUCGGUACUGGGAUCACUUCCUCUCUCUAGACUGGGAUUAUGUGAAUGUACAUAUCUGGCCUGCAGUCAGAGCUCUGCUUACCAUGAAAGUAUGAGUAGGCCAACCCAGAGAAUUGCAAGACCUCUUAAGGAGAACUCUGUUCAGCUUCUCAAGGAAUUAACCAUGUUCUGUCAGGAUACAGUUUGCUUUUAUGUUCUCAUACAACACAUUAGACAUUCUUAGGAUAUUUCUUACACCUGCUCAUCAUGAGCCUCUAAAAUACUCCUACUCAACAAAAAGUUGCCAGGUAGUGUCUUUUUUGCUUGGUGCUGCCUGGUAGUCAAUUAUUUCACUUCACUUUGACAGUAGUUCUCUGAUGGAAAAGCCCCUCAAUUAGUUGUUCAUACUGUUCAGUAGGCUGUUGGCAGCUUUUUGUUCAGAGGGUUCUGGAGAUUAAUUUCUUAGGAAAGUUAGCACAAUUUUCCUGAUUUCUCCCACUUCAGCUUUCAGCACUAAAUGAGGCUUUCUCUAAAACUUGUUGAAUGGAUCCCUCUGCUAGCUUCAACUAGCUUCAGCUCUGUUACUGUUGAAUGUCCAAUUAGUGAUUGGUGGGACUGAAUGAGACUCAGUUUAAAUUUCUUCGCCGUUCUGCUUUACAUUAUAUGCAUUCAUGCAACUUCUCAUUUUAUUGCACUCCUGUGAUAUGAUAUCUACUUGUUCUGAAUUCUUAUAGAGCCACUAUAAAAUCUCACUGCAUUUUAGUUUAAUAUUAAAAUGCUUGUGUUAUGCAGUGCCUCUGCUGCAGGACCAUCACAUAUAGAUCCGAUAUCUGCUGUCCAUGAAGGAUAUUUAAAAGCCAGUGGUUUUCUUUGAACAAAUCAUAACUGCUUAUCUGGGGAAUAGAAAUUCAAUAGGUGAAUACAAUUUGCUGUAGGAAAGAUACAUGAUACACUGACUAGAACUGAAGCUAGACAAAUCCACUGUAAGCAUAAGCUUCAGUUUUGUAAUCAUAAGGGUUACAAACUAAUUAUUAGCUACUGAACAACAUAAUAAACAAGUACUCUAACACUUAAAGUUGAAUGCAGCUGUUCAAAAAGGUAUCAACUCAGGCUUAUGUUUGAUACAAUAUUAACUACAUAAUCACAGGUAGUGCUUUCUGGAAUCAAAAUCAAUUAAGAAGAAAUGUGGGAAAAAAAACAACCAACACAGAACCUUGAGGUUCAUUUAGGUGGUAUGAAAACCAACUUUUUUUUAUUUGCUUUUCUUUUUAUUUUGGGAAACCGAGUCCCUUUCCAAUAUGAUAAAGACAUUUUACUUCCAUAUUCAAUGGUACGACAGAAGGUAAACACAGAUUAUUGUAAUUAAACACUUUAAUUUAGAUAACAAAAUUUAAUCACUUCCAAAAGUCCAUCUAGGACUAGCAAUCAGGCAAAUUUAUUCUCUAUUUUUUUAAUCAAGCAAAUAUUUAUCUGCUUUCUUCAUUUACCAUCAUGCCAGAACAUGGCCUUAAUUAAUUAUAUUGCUUCCCUUUAAAGUACAAGAGAUUAUAAAGGACUUGUUUUCAGAUAAAGUUGGAAUGGUCUCUCUGAUCCUAAGUAGAAUCCUGCACAAAGAAUCAGACAAUUUUACAUUACAACAGUGAAAGACCAAGAAAAGUUUUGUUUUAGUCAGUGGAAUUGCUUAUUUUCCCUGAAAAAGCCGAGAUGAUGCUGUAUAUAAAGACUGCAUGAGGCCUAGUCAAACUGUCUUGUACGGUUGAUUUGCUGUAUGUUUAGCAUAUUAAGUUGUACUGUUGUUGGGAAGUUUUGCACAAAGCCACCUUUCCUUUUUACCCAGGGAAUCUGGGUCUGGUAGUAUCAAGGUGUACCAAAAACUGUCUGCUUUUAUUGACUAAAAUUAAUUGUCUCAGUGUGUCACCUGCAACGUUUCUCAUAUUAUUUCCAUUUUGUGCAGUACUGUGGAAAGAUGCAAUUACAAAAAUGUAAUUUUUGUAUAUUUGGUUGUGUAGUCAUGACUGCCUCUAAGGUGCCAUUAACAUUUUUUAAAAUAAAAAUAUUUACAUUUAUUUGAUUAUGAA